This is a messenger RNA of Didymodactylos carnosus, 972 nucleotides long. The record is from the annotation of a GenBank genome assembly. Lineage: Eukaryota; Metazoa; Rotifera; Eurotatoria; Philodinida; Philodinidae.
AUGUUUUCCACUUCAAUAAGGUUCAGUGCUGAUUGUGUUGAUGAUCAUGUGUGGUUGGGAGAUCUGGAAGCUGCUGAAAAUACAUUUAUGUUGGAUAAAUUGAAUAUCACUCAUAUAUUGACUAUACUCGAUUAUAAACCUGUUUAUAAUAAAGAUGAUAAAAGAAUUCGACUGUACAUUGAAGCCGAAGAUAUUGGUUCAUACGAUUUAUUGUCAUCAUUUGAAACAUGUUAUCAUUUUAUCGAGAAUGCUGUUCAGAAUAAUCAUAAUAUAUUAAUUCAUUGUCAGGCAGGAAUUAGUCGAAGUGCCACGAUUGUUGCCAUGUAUUUUAUGAAAAAAUAUACUUUAACACACGAAGAAGCAAUUGAAAAAUUAUCGAAUAAACGUUGUUAUCAUAUGGUAUGCCCAAACAAUGGAUUUCAAUCACAAUUACAACUUUAUCAUCAAAUGAAUUAUGCUGUCGAUAAAACACAUGAACUAUACAAAGAUUUUCAAUCAGAACGCUUACGCACCAAUUAUGGAUUGGAAAAGAGCGAUAAAAUAACAAAAACAGAAAAAGAAAUAAUAGAUGAUACUGAUCGUUUUCCAAUCAAAUCAGAAGAAAAGACUUUAGAAACAGAAGAAGUUGAAUAUCAAUGUAAAACGUGUCAGCAUAAAUUAUUUACACGAAAUGAUCUAUUUUAUCAUCAACAAGGACGAGGAAAAUCGGAUUGGAGUACAAAACCACUUGAAUUGGAUGAGACAAUUUGCGAUAAACAAGUGUUCACCUAUUAUACUGACUGGAUGAUUGAUGUAUUUGAUAGUAAUGUUGGCGAUAUUCAUUGUAUUUCUUGUCAAACAAAAUUAGGUGAAUAUAGUUUAGAUGGAAAAAAAUGUGAAUGUGGACAUUGGGUUAUGCCAGCAUUUCAUUUUGAUCAAAAUCAAAUUGAGCGUCACAAUGAAAUGAAUCAUAAUCAUGUAGAAAAAUCGUAA